Molecule: messenger RNA, 722 nt
Organism: Gigantopelta aegis
Lineage: Eukaryota; Metazoa; Mollusca; Gastropoda; Neomphalida; Peltospiridae
Product: 39S ribosomal protein L18, mitochondrial-like
Exons: 6
Biological process (GO): translation
Cellular component (GO): mitochondrion; ribosome
Molecular function (GO): 5S rRNA binding; structural constituent of ribosome
Source: RefSeq, a predicted model, not a curated record
AGUGAAGUUUUGCCGAAAUCCAUCAAAAUUCAACUAAUAUAUAAAUUCUACGAAGCUUCCUUGUGGACCUCGCCACAGACGUACCAACAAGAUCAAGGCAGCCCCAACAGUGAUGUUACUGUCAGCCCUGUGUUCAUAAACAGGAAUCCAAGAAAUCUAGAAACUCUGGGUUUAGCCCGAAAGCGUGAUGGAUGGCCUUUGCAAAGUCCGCGAAAAGACUACUACAACAAAGUUGUGUUGAAGAAGAGUCACCGGAAUACAUCGGCCUGGGUUGAACAUUGGACCGGGUCUGUGGUGGUUUCUGCAUCCACUACUGAGUGGGCCAUUAAAGAACAUCUCUACAGUACUCGAGAUGUGUGUGCAGCUGAAAACAUCGGCCGUGUGUUGGCACGACGCUGUCAGGAGUGUGGAAUAACUCGCGUAUUCCACGACGACGCUGAAGAAAGUGAUGAGUCAGAACGGCUGCAGGCAUUCUUAGAUGCUUUUCAAGAGGGGGUAACUCUUGAAGAACCUGAACAGAUCAUUCCGGAGUACCAGCCUGGGAUAGACUAUGACCGAAAGAAUCGCUACGCAGAAGAGAAACGUUGGAAGGAAGAUUAUCAGCCAGACUAACCUAGAUCAGACAUUCAGAAUAAUAAACAUUUCAAGAACGUUUUGUGUGUGUCAGUGCUGACCCAGACUAACCUAGAUCAGACAUUCAGAAAAAUAAAACAUUUUAAGAA